AUGUCCACGGGCUCGGCUCGCAUCCAUAAGCGGGCUUAUCAGGCUUGUAUCCCGUGUCGUGAACGCAGAGUCCGUUGUGAUUUGGGAUCUGUCGAUUCUCCCCAUGAGGGCCCAUGUGGAAGAUGUCGUCGGGAACGCAAAUUCUGCCAUUUCUCUGCUACCAGGGGGAAGAAGAAGGCAGUCGCAACAGCAGCCACAACGAUGACAGCCGCUGCGGGAACCUCUCGACAAUCUACCCAACAGCCAGAAGAGGGUUACUUGCCACCAGGGGAGCGAGCCCCCAUUUUCGAUAGUCCAAUCAACAGCCCCCAUGGUAGCAAAGUCAAUGAUUUCCAUCAUACUCCCCAUUCUCUUACAUCCCGUAGUGAGAUUGGUAGUCAGAUAAAGGCACCUCCAGAUAUCUUACGGCAGAUGUCAUCCAGUGAUUCUCGACCGCAAGCAAGCUCGUCAGGUGGUGAGAAAGCGGUAGCUACCCUGCUCCGGGAUGCUGCCUACACAUCCCACGACGCUCUCAACCUGCUGUGGGAAGCGGGCAGACAUAGCGAAAGAGAACGAGCAAUUAUUGCACCUGGCACUACAGCAUCUGCUCGGCCCUCCACCGCGACGAGUGGUCCUGGCGGGCCAUCGGUUGCAACAAGUAACCACAGUUCCGGCACCGGUGAUCCCCGCCAGCCAUGGUCGAACCUUCGCUUCGUGCGCACUGGUCUGUUCACUGCAGAGGAGGCGAUGGAACUUGUGAAUUAUUUCCAUGCUUACCUUGCUCCGUUUACACCUAUUUCAUCCUCGCCUUUCCAAGAUCCUUCCACGCAUCCAGUUUUGCUGGAAGAGGAACCCAUUCUUGCGGUCACAAUUCUGAUGCUUGCCUCUCGAUACAUGAAGUUCUCGGGGCCUGGUUCAAUUUCUAGGUCUUAUAUGAUCCAUGAACGCCUGUGGCAGCAUCUACAAGGCAUGAUUUCUCGAAUGAUAUUUGGACAGGAGCAAUUCGCCGGAGCCACAAAUGAUAACGGCGCUUCCGCGGAAUUUUCGGGACAAACUUCCGAAUUCGCUCUUUCUGGUUCGAAUUUCGGAAGUCUACGUACUUUGGGAACCUGUGAAGCUUUGCUUCUGCUCUCUGAGUGGCACCCUCGCUCCCUUAAUGUUCCCGCUGGCGAUGAUGGAGACAGCAUUGUAGUCAAGGAUGAUGUCCGGCGGACACGGGCAAAUAGAGCAGGGAUUGGGGCCCGGAUUAGAAUUGAUUGGCUUGAUCCGGUUUGGAGAUCGGACCGAAUGUGCUGGUCUAUGCUCGGGAAUGCGUUGGCUUUAGCGGUCGAACUUGGCAUUUUUGAUGAAUAUGACAAUACAACAAUAGGAGCUCGGGAGUCCCGUCGGGAUAUAUGGAACAAUCCGUCCUCCAGCCAACGUGCAUAUCGUGUGCAGCACCUGCUUUGGGUGUAUCUCACUCAGACCUCGGGACGACUAGGCUGGAAAAAUUUGACGUCAGUUUCUGUAACUCCCCAUGAAGCAAGUCGCAAACAUGGAGAUACCAUCAGAUGUUGGAUUGGAGUUGCCUCCCUCAUGAAACGAGGUAACGAGCUUUUGUUUACGUCAAGGGAGAAGACCAAGGAGAUUGUCCGGAGUGGUGAAUAUCUUGGGAUUCUUCGCGUGCUCAACCCUUUGCUCAGAGAAUGGCAAAUAGAGUUCGAUAGGGCAAAGUUAUCCAAACCGAUGAGAGCAAUUCUCUCGAUAGAAUAUGGAUAUGUUCGAGUCUACAUCAACAGUGUAGCUCUCCAGGCAAUGGUUGAGCAGCAUGAGCGAGGCGCGGGUGAUGGAACAGGCAUGCGGGUUUCAUCGGUACUAAACACCUACGACGGAAAUAAAGAAUACUUUAUGGAAGUGGUUUCUGCUGCGAGAGCAAUUUUGCAGGUAGUCGUGAAAGACCUUGUACCCGGUGGCCACUUAAAACAUGUCCCGAUACGAACAUAUUCAAGAAUAUUGGCAGGAGCUAUGUUUUGUCUGAAGGCUUUUGCCCUUGGGGACAAGGAUGAGGAAACAGUGGUCUCGUUAGCACUAGUCGAGCGUACUGCAGAGGCUCUCUGCACAUGCGUAGUCGAUGACGUCCAUUUAAGCAACCGUUUUGGUGAACUCCUCACGGCCUUAGCAUCCAGUCUUCGGAACCGUGUAAUGCGAGCUACGGUGAAUAAUUCCUCCCAAAGCGGAAAUAUUACACCUAGUAACUUGCCAUCGCAACGACAUCACUUCCAGAAUGGAGCAACACCAGAUAUUCCUACGACCGGCGCCAACAACAACUCAUAUGACCAAGCCGUUGAAUGUACGGGAGUGGAUCCAAUGGUGACAUCUAAAGUAGAGUAUAGUAUGCACUGCUCUUCAAGCAUAUAUGCAACAACGAGCGAACCAUCUGGUUAUCUGCAUGCGCACCCGCCUAAUGGAGUUGUUGAUCAUGGCUCUUUUCACCAGGACCCGCUAAUGAGUUUCGCCGGCCUAGGUACUAAUCAGCUGGGAUGGUCCGGCGGACAGGACUUCUUUGACAUGCUGGGCCCUUUGUUGGAUGUGCAAUAUGAACAGUAUCGCUAA
Messenger RNA from Paracoccidioides brasiliensis Pb18, 2571 nucleotides. RefSeq lists its product as uncharacterized. Gene Ontology annotation, biological process: aromatic amino acid catabolic process; positive regulation of transcription by RNA polymerase II. Gene Ontology annotation, molecular function: DNA-binding transcription factor activity, RNA polymerase II-specific; zinc ion binding. Gene Ontology annotation, cellular component: nucleus. The record is from RefSeq and is a predicted model, not a curated record. The transcript has 5 exons. Bases 1 to 2571 code for a protein of 856 amino acids.